CUGCACAGUUUAGGUGCUCGUAGCUAAGGGGAGCUGCACAUCACUGACUCCUAUCUCCCCCACCAACCAUGCGACACAGAGAACAGAUAAUAUGGGGACUUCUCCUAAGCUCCUUGCUACCAAUGGUCCACAGCACAAAUGUGUUUCUGACCAGCCAGCAGGCUAAGUCAGUGCUCUCCCGCCCACGCAGAGCCAACAGUGCCCUGGAGGAGUUAAGGAAGGGGAAUAUGGAACGGGAGUGUAUAGAGGAGAUCUGCAACUAUGAAGAGGCCCGAGAGAUCAAGGAGAAUCCGGCUGAAACGGACCUUUUCUGGGCCACUUACAGAGCUUGUGACCCAUGGGAGAAGAAGCCGAGGCAGCAGCUGGAACAGUGUAUUAAAGGUGACUGUAUUGUGGGUGUCGGAACUGGAGCAUCAUACAGAGGGAACAUCAGUGUAACUAAAUCUGGCAGAGGAUGCCAGUAUUGGUCUAGCAACUUCCCUCACAAGACUAGGAUUAAUCCUAAAACACAUGCUAAUGCCAGCCUGACCGAAAACUUUUGCAGAAAUCCAGAUAACAACCCAUUAGGGCCAUGGUGUUACACUCGGGACCCUACUAAGCGAUAUGAGGAGUGUGUGGUUCCCGUUUGUGGCAAAAACUUAUCCUUAGUCGUGGAAGUUAUCCAACACGUGGAACAAUCUGCCAAGAAGGAGGAACCGUGUGAAAAGGACCGUGGCUUGGGAUAUGAGGGAACUUUAGCGGUCACAGUGUCUGGCCUUCCUUGUCUUAACUGGAACUCCCCUCAAGCACUUCAGCUUGGCAGUCGGAAAGACUUCCUGCCAGAGGUGGAACUGAAGAAUAACUACUGCCGAAACCCAGAUGAAGACGAUGAAGGUGUUUGGUGCUACGUUAACCACCCAAAUAUUACAUUCGAGUACUGCCCUCUGAAAUACUGUGAUAGCCCUAUAGAUGAAGAAGAAAUUGAAGGUCAAACUGGAAGGACGGAUGCUGAGCAACAUCAAACAUUUUUUAAUGUGAAUACGUUUGGGUCAGGAGAAGCAGUGUGUGGUCAGCGGCCUCUAUUUGAACUGAAGAAGAAGGAGGACAAGAGUGAACAGGAGCUGUUGGAUUCAUAUAUCGCUGGUAGAAUUGUCAAGGGAGAGAAUGCAGAGCAAGGAAGCGCACCAUGGCAGGUGAUGCUGUUUAAGAAGAGUCCCCAGGAGCUGUUGUGUGGGGCCAGUCUGAUUAGUGACCGCUGGGUGCUGACGGCUGCUCACUGCAUUUUCUAUCCUCCUUGGGAUAAAAACUACACUGUUGACGAUAUCCUGGUGCGAAUAGGCAAACACUUCCGUGCAAAGUAUGAGAAGACAACUGAGAAAAUUCUGCAGCUUGAGCGCAUUAUUGUUCAUCCUAAGUACAACUGGAAGGAAAACCUGGACAGGGAUAUUGCACUAAUGCAGCUGAAAAGACCCGUAGCAUUUAGUAACUAUAUCCAUCCCGUGUGUCUCCCAACUAAAGACACUGUGCAAAAGCUAAUGGUGAAUGGAUUUAAAGGCCGUGUUUCAGGCUGGGGGAAUCUUUAUGAGACAUGGAGCAGUGGUGGACAAUCCCUUCCACAGAGUCUGCAGCAAAUAAAUCUUCCCAUUGUGAGCCAGGAAACCUGCAAAUCUUCCACCAAGAUCAAAGUGACAGACAAUAUGUUCUGUGCAGGUUACAGCCCUGAUGCAGAUAAGAGAGGAGAUGCGUGUGAGGGGGACAGCGGGGGCCCCUUUGUUAUGAAGGACCCAGCCUCUGGACGAUGGUACCAAGUGGGUAUAGUGUCCUGGGGUGAAGGCUGUGAUCGCGAUGGGAAGUAUGGUUUCUAUGUACAUGUGCAUCGUAUGAGGAAGUGGCUAAUGAAAACAAUAGAGAGCACUGGCAGUUAGGAGAAAUCUGAAAAUAGUCAAGUAUGAAACGUGUUUGUAAAGAUAGAUUUAACUAGAACAUUAUCAUACCUGGCUGCUUAAAAGGAAUUCUGAUACACAAAACAAAGACAGUGAUUUUUCUAUACAUAUUUGUAAAAUUAAGGUUUCAUUUCCUUAGAAUGUGAAAUCAUACAAAGGGCCCUAUAUUAAUGUGUGAAUGUUUUUUUCCCUUUGAGGGAAAUCAAUUAAAUUCCUAUUUACUAACUUGUGGAGACUAAAUAGGCUUUAAAAACUAAAAUACAAACGGGAGAGGUUUCUAGCUGGAUCCAUCUAUGGCACAAGUCAUACGUUGUUUGUUGAAUAUUAAAUUCCAAUAAAGUUUUUAAAAAAUGA
Messenger RNA from Bombina bombina (fire-bellied toad), 2276 nucleotides. RefSeq names its product coagulation factor II, thrombin (gene F2). The transcript is spliced from 14 exons. Lineage: Eukaryota; Metazoa; Chordata; Amphibia; Anura; Bombinatoridae. Gene Ontology annotation, molecular function: calcium ion binding; serine-type endopeptidase activity. Gene Ontology annotation, biological process: proteolysis; platelet activation; blood coagulation. Gene Ontology annotation, cellular component: extracellular region. The record is from RefSeq and is a predicted model, not a curated record. Bases 69 to 1904 code for a protein of 611 amino acids.